Puma concolor (puma) is the source of this 1310-nucleotide messenger RNA. The record is from RefSeq and is a predicted model, not a curated record. NCBI's taxonomy places the organism in Eukaryota, Metazoa, Chordata, Mammalia, Carnivora, Felidae.
CUCUCGCUGCCGGCCGGGCACCUGACCCAGCGGCCCGGCGGGGUCCCGGCACACCCGAGCCGCGUCCCCGAGCACGGCCCAUGGCCUCCCCACGCCUGGGGACCUUCUGCUGCCCCACGCGGGACGCCGCCACGCAGCUGGUGCUGGGCUUCCAGCCCCGGGCCUUCCACGCGCUGUGUCUGGGCGGCGGCGCGUGCCGCCUGGCGCUGGGCCUCCUGCAACUGCUGCCGGGGCGACGGCCCGCGGGCCCGGGGGCCACGUCCACGUCCCCGCCGGCCUCGGCGCGCGCCCCGGCCUCCGUCCGCAUCCUGCGCGCCGCCGCCGCCUGCGACCUGCUCGGCUGCCUGGGGAUCGUCUUCCGGUCUGCGGUGUGGUUGGGAUUCCCCGAUUUCGUCAAGGGCAUCUCAGACGUGAAUGGGACGGACCUUUGGCCUGCUGCGUACUGCGUGGGGACCGCGAUGUGGAUCCAGCUGUUGUAUGGUGCCUGCUUCUGGUGGCUGUUUUGCUACGCGGUCGACGCCUAUCUGGUGAUCCGGAGAUCAGCAGGACAGAGCACCAUCCUGCUUUACCACAUCAUGGCCUGGGGCCUGGCCGUCCUGCUGUGCGUGGAGGGAGUGGUCAUGCUCUACUACCCGUCCGUGUCCAGGUGUGAACGGGAUCCGGAACUCGCCAUCCCGCACUAUGUCACCACAUACUUGCCGCUGCUGCUCGUCCUGGGGGCCAACCCCAUCCUAUUCUGGAAGACCGUGACCGCAGUGGCCUCUUUACUAAAAGGAAGAAAAGGCAUUUACACAGAGAACGAGAGACGGAUGGGAGCCGUGAUCAAGAUCCGAUUUUUCAAAAUAAUGCUGGUUUUAAUUAUUUGCUGGUUGCCGAACAUCAUCAACGAAAGCCUUUUAUUCUAUCUUGAAAUGCAACCAGAUAUCAACGGGAGCUUUUUGAGACCUGUGAGAAAUGCGGCCAAGACCACGUGGUUUAUAAUGGCGAUACUGAACCCAGCCCAGGGAUUUCUCUUGUCUUUGGCCUUCUACGGCUGGACAGGAUGCAGCCUGGAGUUUCAGUCUCCCAGGAAGGAGAUUCAGUGGGAAUCCAUGGCAACCUCUGCCGCGGAGCAGCCCUACCUGUCCCCAGAUGGCUCCAGCGCACCCGGUGAGAGCCUCACUCCCAGGAAGGUGCUGCGACUCGGCGGGCACGUGUCCGACGAGGCCCUGAGCCUGUUGUCUGAAGGCACUGAGGAGACGCCGACCACCUCCCAGCACGUUCUCCGGAACCAGAGCCCGUACUUACCGUGUGUCCUUGGAAGGUUUUGA